Cyprinodon variegatus (sheepshead minnow) is the source of this 1466-nucleotide messenger RNA. RefSeq names its product glutaminyl-peptide cyclotransferase-like. The transcript is spliced from 7 exons. The coding region runs from base 41 to 1168 and encodes 375 amino acids. NCBI's taxonomy places the organism in Eukaryota, Metazoa, Chordata, Actinopteri, Cyprinodontiformes, Cyprinodontidae. The record is from RefSeq and is a predicted model, not a curated record. Gene Ontology annotation, molecular function: zinc ion binding; glutaminyl-peptide cyclotransferase activity.
UUCACAUGAUCUGAAAGCUCCCUCUGAGAUAGAGACAGGAAUGUGGAAAGGAGCGACAACAUCGAUGGCUGAGCAAAGCCACAGGCUUUCUAUAAUGCGUUCAUUUUAUACUGCGUUAAUUGGGCUGACAUUCAUCUUUCACACCGAUGGAGUCCCUUGGACAGAGGAAAAGCUGCGGCACAGCGCGCUCACGCUAAGUGAAGAUGAGAUCCGUGCUGCCCUGUCUCACACCAAUCUGGAGCAAAUGUGGCAGAGGGACCUAAGGCCGCUGCUGGUUACCCGGUACCCAGGCUCUGCUGGUAGCCUGGCAGUACAGAACCACAUUAAAACAACCCUUGCUUCCCUGGAGGCGGGCUGGGAGGUGACUGAGGACAGUUUUCAGUCACAAACUCCCUACGGCCCGCUGCCCUUCACCAACUUGGUUGCCACUCUGAACCCAUCAGCCAGACGUCACCUGGUUCUUGCUUGUCACUAUGACUCCAAGUACUAUCCCCCUCAGUGGCAUGGAAGGGAGUUCCAAGGUGCCACAGAUUCUGCCGUCCCAUGCGCUAUGAUGUUGGAGCUGGCACGAGCCCUGGAUGAGGAACUAAAAACUCAGAAGAAUUCCAGCUCCAACCUGACCCUGCAGUUGAUCUUUUUUGAUGGUGAGGAGGCACUUUUCCAGUGGACUGCCACAGACUCUCUGUACGGCUCCCGUCACCUGGCAGAGAAGAUGGAGGCCACUCCGCAUCCUAAAGGAGCCAAAGACACCAACCAACUCCACGGCAUAGAUCUGUUUGUGCUGCUGGACCUCAUCGGGGCCCCUAGCCCCAUCUUCGGGAACCAGUUCCCCAGCACCACCUCCUGGCUCUCUAAGCUGCAGGAUAUUGAAAAGCGUCUGCAUUCCAUGAACCAGCUUGUUGGGCAUCCUAACAGCGUGCUGUACUUCUGGCCUGAUCGUCCUGUGGGCCAUAUUCUCGAUGAUCACAUACCGUUCCUACACCGAGGUGUUAAGAUCCUCCACCUCAUACCCUACCCCUUCCCGGCUGUGUGGCACACAUUUGACGACAACGAAGAAAACCUGGAUCGCCCCACUAUUGAGAAUCUCAACAAGAUCUUGCAGAUUUUUGUUCUGGAAUACCUCAACAUCAGGCCCAGCAUCCCUUCAAACUCCCAAAAUGCCCCAUGAGUCUUCCCAGCAUUUUAUCAUUGUGAUAUAAAGGUCUUCACUUGACCUAAUGCUCUGUUAGAGGUUAGAGCUCCAUAUAUGCAGGAUUCACACAUAUAUAUUUAAGUGCUUUCUUGUUAAACAGGUCAAUUAAAAGUAGUGUAUAACUGUAAAGCACCCCUAUUAAAACUCAGUGGCUGUAGCAUGUUUGAAAGCUGGUGAGAAAUGUUACGGAAAUGGAAGGAGCUAAUCCUGUUUUUCACAACAAAAUCCAGAGAAACUUUUUUAAUUCUGAGCUUUAACAUGAAAAAUAUAAUUU